AUGAGGAUUACCUGGGGACUUGGCCUUGGCCGAGUCGAAUCCGUCGACCAUUACGCCGGCGUUCUCGUCCCUCUGGAAGAGGCUCACCUGCACAGUCACUCGGCCCGCACCGGCCGCGUCGAGUUUGAGGCUCGUGACUUUGACCUGGACGACGACGACGACGACGAGACCGGCGCGCGCAAGGACCGCGGUGAUGAGGAGGAGCGCGCGGGCAUGCUGGAGAUGGACGCCGCCGAGUACAGCAUCCACGGCCUGCGCAAGGCCAUGCGUGACGGCCGCGGCGGCGGCGCCCAGUGGAGCGAGUACGAGAUCAAGUCCAAGCUCAUCAACAAGGCCGUCCAGGACAUCGGCAUGGGCACCUACAACUGGCAGCUCUUCGUCCUCUGCGGCUUCGGCUGGUUCGCCGACAACCUCUGGCUCCAGGGCGUCUCGCUCACGCUGCCCUCACUGUCGGCCGAGUUUGGCGUCGACGAGAAGACGGUGCGCUACACCACCAGCGCCUGCUUCGUCGGCCUCUCCGCGGGAAGCUUCCUCUGGGGCAUCGGCUCGGACUUCCUUGGCCGCCGCAUCGCCUUCAACAUGACUCUGCUCAUUACCAGCGUCUUUGGCGUCAUGGCCGCCUACGCCCAGACCUGGGCCGGCGUCUGCUUCUUCUUCGCCGCCUUUGGCUUCGGCGUCGGAGGGAACCUGCCCGUCGACGGCGCGCUGUUUCUCGAGUUUCUACCGGACGCGUCAAGCUCGCUUCUCACGCUUCUGUCCGUUUGGUGGCCCAUCGGCCAGCUUGUCUCGUCGCUGGCGGCGUGGUACUUUAUCGCCAAUUGGCCUGUUGAGCAGGGUUGGCGCUAUUUCAUCGUCACCAUUGGCAUUGCCACUUUUGCCAUGUUUAUCGUCCGCUUCUUCGUCUUUCACCUUUUGGAGUCUCCAAAAUUUCUUCUAAACAAGGGCCGUCAGAAUGAGGCCGUGGCUGUGAUCCAUGGUCUAGCUUAUAGGAACGGCUGCAAGACCUGGCUCACGUCUGAGAUCCUCGACGAGGUUGCCGCCGAGGACUACCAGCACGGCGAAGGCUCGUCUACACAGCAAGAGUUCAACACGGCACCCACCAAGACCCUUCUCACGACCAAGUUGAAGGGCUUUUCUGCCGACCGAAUCCGGCCGCUGUUCCAGAACAAGACCCUCGGUCUCGCCACCGCCCUCGUCUGGUUUUGCUGGGCCAGCAUCGGCAUGGGCUACCCGCUCUUCAACGCCUUCCUGCCGCAGUACUUUGCCCGCACCAACGGCGCCGCCCAGGACGGCAGCCUGCCGUCCGAGACGUCCCCCAUCUCCGCCGAGACCUACCGCAACUAUGCCAUCACCUCCGUCAUGGGUGUGCCCGGCAGCCUGCUCGCCGCGUACCUCGUCGACCACCCGUCGCCAUUCCUCGGGCGCCGCGGCACGCUCGCCGGCUCCACGCUGCUCUCCGCCAUCUUCCUCUUCUUCUUUGUCCUCUUCGGCACCACGCCCACCGCCCAGCUCUUCUUCUCCUGCGUCGAGGCCUUUAGCCAGAACAUCAUGUACGGCGUCCUCUAUGCCUUCACGCCGGAGAUCUUCCCCGCGCCGGUGCGCGGCGCCGGCAGCGGCAUGGCGAGCUUCCUGAACCGCGUGACGGGGCUGAUGGCGCCGCUGCUGGCGGCCAACAUGCCCGGCGACAGCGCGAGCGGCCCAAUAUACCUGUCUGCGGUGCUCAUCCUUUCGGCGUUUGUGGCCAUGUGCUUGAUUCCUAUCGAGACGCGAGGCGCACAGCGUCUAUAA
This is a messenger RNA of Cordyceps fumosorosea ARSEF 2679, 1788 nucleotides long. Its product is annotated as sugar transporter. Gene Ontology annotation, biological process: transmembrane transport. The record is from RefSeq and is a predicted model, not a curated record. Lineage: Eukaryota; Fungi; Ascomycota; Sordariomycetes; Hypocreales; Cordycipitaceae. The transcript has a single exon. Gene Ontology annotation, molecular function: transmembrane transporter activity. The coding region runs from base 1 to 1788 and encodes 595 amino acids.